AGCGGAGAGCGCGUGCGGGAAUGAGCCGCGGAGACUCACCGGAGCAUCGAGCCGCGCGCAGCUGACCACACGUGACCGCAGGACACGAUGCCUCCGUCCUCCUCACAUAGACUCCUCCUCCUCCCUGCACUGAUGCUGCUGCUGCUGCUGCUGCUGCUGAGCCCUGGAGUCUGUGGACAAGGGCGUCUGAAGUUGACCGUUCUCUCUGAGGAGCGUCUCCAGGUGAAGUGGAAAGAACCUGAAGGACCAGUGCAGGUUUAUAAAGUCCGAGUGAAACCCAUCACAGACGUGCCUCAGCCGGAGUUGAUGCUGACGACCACCAGGGGGCGAGCGACGGUGGCCGGGCUGGACGCCACGCAGGAGUACGUCCUGCAGGUGCUCAUGCUCAACGGCACCACGGAAAAACUCCUGGCAAAGAGACGCUUCUCCAUGUGGAGUCUGAAGCAGGAGGAGCAGGUGCGCACCCGUCAGAGGAAGCGGCUCUUUUCUCUGGGUUCAGGUUCAGGUGAAGCCGACGAGAACGUCGACGACUCUGCCACCGAGCUGCCCGCCGCCGUCUACCCCCCGACCCCCCCGCCCCCCACGCCAGGUAACCACGACGACCACACCCAGACCCCCCCACGCCAGGUAACCACGACUACCACCCCCGCCCCCGCCACGCCAGAGCCGGUGGUCACGCCGACGACCUCUGACCCCUCUGACCCCUCUGACCCCUCUGACCCCCCCGAAGAAACACCGGAGAAAAACAAAGAGCGAAGGAAGAAAAAGAAAGAGAAAGAUCGAUCGAAAAACGACAAGAAAGAAGAAGAAGGAACAAAGGAAAAAGACGACAAACACCGAAAGAACCACAACACACACACAGGUCUGACCCAGUACAGCUCCGACCCCAGAACCGAGUGGAACCUGAACAACUUCACGCAGAAGGAGGAUCUGCUGGAGGCCGUGCGCAGCUUCAGAUACAAGGGAGGAAACACGUUCACAGGUCAGGCUCUUCUUCACGUGAUGGAGCACAGUAUGACGGCGGCGUCUGGAAGGCGCUCGGACGUUCCUCUGUUCCUGAUUCUUCUGACCGACGGAAAAUCUCAGGACGACGCCAUUUCAGCCGCCACCAAACUGAAGAACAGCGGCGCCGAGAUCAUCGCCGUGGGAGUGAAGAACGCGGACGAGGCGGAGCUGCUGCAGGUGGCGUCGGGUCCAGAGGAGUUAAACAUGUACAACGUCAACGACUUCCCCCUCCUCAGUAAACUGGUGUCACGCCUCGUGCACAUCCUGUGUGUGCGAAUCCACGAGCGCAGCAACGCCAACGCCAAACGUGUGGAGCCAGACCCCACCCCCUCCUCUGGCCCCGCCCCCAGACCGGACCCAGGCCGAGAUCCUGGUCUAGACACGAGUUCAGACCAAAGCGCAGACCCCGGUCCAGAUCCCGGUCCAGACCCCGGUCCAGACCCGGACCUGCCGAGCCCCACGGACCUGCGCUUCUCCGAACUCGAGUCCCGGAGCGUCCGGCUGCACUGGACCCGCCCCCGACCUCACGCCAACGAGAAGUUGAGUUCUUCUUUGACUGAAGUGUUUCUCGAGGAUCUUCUUCCGUCUACAGAUUAUUCUGUGACUCUGUACGCGCUUUAUGAGGACGACCCGAGCGAACCUCUGACCGCCCGAGCCACCACACUGCCCCUCCCCCCCCCUCACUCUCUCUCCUUCCCUCUGGUGACCCACAGCCGGGUGAGGGUGAGCUGGACGGCAGGUGCCGGGCAGGUGCCCGGGCACCGCAUCACCCUGAGCACCAACCACGGCAGCGACGUCCGGCAGGUGGAGGUCUCAGGUCUGGACUCGGUCCUGGUCCAGAACCUCUGGUCUUUGACUCAGUACCAGGUGUCCGUUCGGUCUCUGUUCCCUCAGGGCGAGUCUGCGGCCGCCGUCGGCAACGUCACCACACUGAAGGUUCCCGCGCCCUCUGACCUCAGGGUCACCAACUUCUCGGGCGGUGACCUCGGUGACCUCACCGUGCGCUGGGACGCGGCGGCGGAUGACGUCAUCUCCUACCUCAUCAAAUGGAUCCCCCUGAGUGGAGGAGAACUGAAGGAGUUGUCUGUGGACGGUCAGAGUGAGGGGGCCGUCCUGCAGGGGGCGGAGGAGGACAGAGAAUAUCAAGUUUCUCUCUCGGCGAUUUACGACGACGGAGCUCAGAGCGAAGCUGUGGCCAUUCGAUACAGCACAGUGAUGUCGGGUGCAGGUCCGUCUUCCGUGUCGGUGUCGGAGGAGACUCCGGUCAGUCUGGUCGUGACCUGGACUCCUCCCAACGCUCACGUGCUUCAGUACAGAGUCACGUACACGCCGCUGAGCGGAGCCGACGCCCACCACGCCGACGCCACCGCCGCCGACGCCAUCGAGUUGGUGUCGGGGGCGGAGCGUCGCGUGGAGCUUCGGGGGCUUCAGCCGGACACUCGAUACAGCGUCAUGGUGACGGCCGAGUACAGGAGCAGAGAGGGCGGGAGCGGCACCGCCCAGGGGAAGACAGGUGGUCUGCGGGUGAGCAGUGUGUCGGUGCUCAGGUCCGAUCACUCGUCUCUGUGUGUUUCCUGGAGGCCUCUGUCUGCGGUGGACGGAUACAGAGUGGUGCUGCGGCCCAACGGAGACACACACACACAGGAGCAGACUGUGGACGCCUCCAGAACCUCUCACUGUUUCUCAGAGCUUCAGCCUGAGACUCUGUAUCGCAUCAGUGUUUACUGCAACCUGGGACCAGCAGAGGGCAGCGCCGUCACCAUCCUGCACCCCACAGCUGCAGCUCCGGCUCAGGCUCCUGCGCAAACCCGACUCUACCCGGUCACUAAUGAAGUUUGUCCAGAGGUCACCAUCAGGAACAAGAUCGUCAAAGGUUUUGACAUGAUGCAGGCCUUCGGUUUGACUCCGGCGUCUCACUCGUCUGUGGACGGAGUUUCUGCUGAACCUUUUGUCUUCACCUCUCUGCCCUCGUACUCGCUCCGCCGCAACGCCCAGCUCACCCACAGCACCCGUUUGCUCCACCCCCUGGGCCUGUCUCCUGACCACACCCUUAGCCUGACGCUCCGCCUCCUUCCGGACACGCCCCCCGAGCCCUUCGCCGUCUGGCAGAUCACCGACAUCGACCACGAGCCCAAGAUGGGGCUCGUCCUGGACCCGACGGUGAAACGUCUGAUCUACUUCAGUCUGGAUUAUAGAGGAGAAGUUCAGGAGCUGAGCUUCGACCAGCCCCAAGUGCACAGGCUCUUCUACGACACCGACACGAUCCACAAGGUGCACCUGUCAGUGAGUCAGGUGUCAGUGUCUCUGUCUGUGGACUGUGAGCGCGUCGGGGAGCGGGCGGCUCGUCCGGCAGGUGCUCUGCCCACAGACGGGUUUGAGAUGUUGGGAAAACUGACCCGGACCAGAGGCCCGAGGAGCGGCUCUGCCCCGUUUCAGCUGCAGAGUUUUGAGAUCAUCUGUAACACCACCUGGUCCUCAGAAGACACCUGCUGUGACCUGCCCGCUCAGAGAGAUGAGGAGAGUUGUCCUGCCCUGCCGUUCUCCUGCACCUGCUCCUCCGACACACCUGGAGCCCCCGGACCCCCCGGAGCAAAUGGUCGCCCAGGUCCUCGAGGGGAGAAGGGGGAGAAGGGAGAGCCUGGUGUGAAGGGGGAGGCGGGGCCUGUCGGGGGCCCGGGGCUGGAGGGGGCUCUGGGGCCCGUGGGGAGUCGGGGGCCUCAGGGUUUGACGGUUCAGGGAAAAACUGGGCCCCCGGGGGCGCGGGGGCAGAAAGGGGCCCCGGGGCCGAUGGGAGAACAGGGACCCCAGGGGCCCCCGGGACCCAAGGGAGAAGAGGGAGUCCCAGGGCCCAAGGGGAUCCGGGGUGUGGAGGGGAGUAUUGGGGCCCCUGGACUCACAGGACCCAGAGGUUUCCAGGGCGUCCCGGGACACCCGGGGCCGACGGGGGAGCGGGGCCCCGGGGGGACGGUGGGGCCCACGGGUCUCCCCGGCAACAAAGGAGAGCGCGGAGAAAAGGGGGAGCCUCAGUCUGUGGCUCUGAUUUACCAGAUCGUCACUGAGGCCUGUGAGCAGCUCGUGCACAAGGAGGUGUUGAAGUUGGACCUGUUCAUAAACGACAUGAGCCGUAAACCGGCCCCGCUGCAGGAGCCGGUCGGGCCCCCGGGAGAACCGGGCAUCCCCGGAGGCAGGGGCCCCCCGGGGUCCCGAGGGCCCCAGGGCAGCGCGGGGUCCAGGGGCAGACCGGGCCGGCCGGGGUACCCAGGCGAGCAGGGGAGGAGGGGUCUGCCGGGGCCAAAGGGCGACCCGGGGCCCAAUGUCCAGGGCCCUCCAGGAAUCAAAGGAUUUGCAGGUCCCGCGGGGGAGUCCAAGCUCGGGGCCCCGGGGCCGAAGGGGGACGAGGGCGCGUCGGGCCCCGACGGAGUGACCGGGCCCCAGGGUCAGUCCGGAGAACAGGGGCCCCCCGGCGUCUGUGACGGCAGCGGGGGCUGUCAGACGAACCCCCACAGCCCCCAGAGACCAGAAGAUGGUUACUAUGGGUACUGACCCUGAGGAAGAAGUGAAGAGUGAGAGAAGAAAAAGAGGAAGAGGAGGAGAGAAGGAAAGAAGAGGAGAUCUGGUGACGUUGUAUUUUCGGACUGUUUUCGGGGCUGUUGUUGCACAAACGUCCCUGAUCCAGACGCCACAGAAGGACUUUAAACAUCUGACAGUGUUUUAUUAAAGCUUUCAUUUUCCACUUUUAACAAAAAUCUUCUGUUUAUCUGCACCACAAACAAACUCUGUUCCAGUCUGAGGUCUGCUGCUCGGGGUUCUGUGUCUCCGAGUCGGACUCUGGUUCGUCCUCAUCAGAGUUUGUGGAAUCGUUUGGAUCAUUUCAGAUUAAACCUCAGAGUCUGUGUCAGUCCCACAGUGACCAGCAGAGGGCAGCAGAGCCACCACAGAGUCUCUUCACAAACAUACUGGACAUUAUUUUAAAGCUGCACUGUGUAACUUUCUGGUUGUGGGUCUGUCACCUGUUUGUUUCUAUGGAGACGUUACUGCUCUGUCUGGAAUGUUCCGCAGUGUGACUUUAAACAGCUCCACUUUACAUUUAUUCCAUCACAGGAGGAUUUACAGCUCAAAAACACCUCGAAAAACAAACAUAGUGACUGUGAGCGGAGUCGCCUCUCCACAGAUCUGACCUGGAACAGCGUCUGGUUUGGUUUCCAUGGAGAUAGAAAGGUUUAAUGCCGUACUGUGGAACAUUCCAGACGAAGCAACAACAUCUCCACCAGAAAAGUGACACGGUGCAGCUUUAAAUUCAUCUCUAAAUCUGUCCAAAAGUGUUGAAAGAAAACGAACGAAGCAGAAUAUGAAGCUUUAAAAUAAAAUACUCUUUAAAUGAUCCAAGUAUUUAUACACGUGUCUCAAUCGCACUGAAAUCUGUUCUAAUGUUAAAUCCUGUGUUUGUGUUUAUUGGGUUAUUCCUGUAGUGCACUGUAUUAAAGCCUAAUAUCUUUGUUUUACAGAAAUAUAUGUAUUUUAUUAUAACCUUAACUGCCUCAAAAUGUCCAAAGGUUUAACAGAGACGGUGACGAAGAUCGUUUCCUGUGUAAAAUAUCUGUUUAUUCUGAUUUCCUUCAUAUUUUACCUCUUAUGAAAACACAUGUUUACAGAGUUAUUACACUUAUGGGCUUUUGGGAAACCACUUUUAUGUGAAAGAAAUGUGUUUUUACCUUUGCAUUUUGUAAGAGUAUUUUUAUAUAUUUUAGAAACACUGGUUAAUUAAAAUAAUAAUAAUAAUAAUAAAA
Molecule: messenger RNA, 5792 nt
Organism: Boleophthalmus pectinirostris (great blue-spotted mudskipper)
Lineage: Eukaryota; Metazoa; Chordata; Actinopteri; Gobiiformes; Gobiidae
Gene: col20a1
Product: collagen alpha-1(XX) chain
Exons: 39
Coding region: 88-4548 (1486 amino acids)
Molecular function (GO): protein binding
Source: RefSeq, a predicted model, not a curated record